UUUAUUAUGGUCAAGGAGUAAGACCGUUUCAAACAAGUGGAUUAAGCAGGAGCGGGCUGUGGGAAGCACAGUGACGUACAACGGGGGAAGUUGCAGCCCGCGCCAGUGAGGAGGAAAUAAUCACAGUGUUGCCUUCUCAUGAAUUAUUAAGUUGCCCCCUGCCUCUUUUAGCUUGACUCAAAAUGCUGCAUUUUCAUCUGUGGGUCUGAAGCGGAGAGCAAGGGUGUUUUUUUGACAGCUGUAUUACUGCUGAUAAGCAAGACUCUGCGAGAUGAUCAAGUACUGAGACACGCAUCCAGAACAGCAGCACAGCAGCACUAUUCACUAUGAGCAGUGGCAGUCAGUAGCAGCAGCAGGAGCAGUAGCAGCACUAACAGCAGCAGAAGCAACAGCAACUCUCUCGUGCCUUUUUCUUCUUCUUUGUGGAGUUGUAAUCUGUUCUGAGGACAACAGCCGGAGAAGACGGGACAAGUAGAUCAGGGCUGACAGCUGUCAUCAAAACAACCCCAAACGCAGAGCUGGCUGCCCACAUGCCGAUCGAAUUUGUUUGCAAAAUCAAAUUUGCAGAGGAGGAUGAGAAGCAGAAAGGCAAGCAGGAUGGGGACAAGGAGAGCCUGAUUGAGGAGAGCUGCUCACCUCCAGCUAAGGACCUGGUCGGCUUCGCCAACUCCAGCUCUCUCCACGGGAUUAACCAUAUCUUUGUCUCGGGGCGCCUGGGCAUUCGGCAGACCCUCUGGGCACUUGCCUUUUUGGCUUCUCUGGCACUCUUUCUGUACCAGGCGGCAAAGUGUGCCAUCUCUUACCUGGAGCACCCUCACGUCACCGCUCUGAAUGAGGAAGCGAGCCCUGAGAUGGUCUUUCCCGCUGUGACCAUCUGCAACAUCAACCGCUUCCGCUUCUCUGCUCUCACCGACGCCGACAUCUACCACCUGGCUAACCUCACAGGUCUACCACCAAAAAACAGGGAUGGCCACAAGCCCACUGAUUUGGACUAUCCUGCGCCGGACAUGCAGGACAUCUUCAACCGGACAGGACAUCAGCUGGACGAGAUGCUGAAGAGCUGCAACUUCAGUGGACAGAACUGCUCUGCUGAGGACUUCUCUGUGGUCUACACCAGAUAUGGAAAAUGUUACACUUUCAACGGGAACAAGUCGACGUCCAGGAAAACCAAGCAAGGUGGAAUGGGAAAUGGCCUGGAGAUUAUGUUGGAUAUUCAACAGGACGAGUAUCUCCCCAUCUGGAAAGAGACAAAUGAGACGUCGUUAGAGGCAGGGAUCCGCGUGCAGAUCCACAGCCAGGAUGAGCCUCCCUACAUCCACCAGCUGGGCUUCGGAGUCUCCCCGGGAUUCCAGACCUUUGUUUCAUGUCAGGAACAAAGGCUGACCUACCUGCCCCAGCCCUGGGGGAACUGCCGCUCCACCAGCGACCAGAUGAUCCCGGGAUACGACACCUACAGCAUCAGUGCCUGCCGCCUGCGCUGCGAGACCAGGGAGGUGCUCCGGGAGUGCAACUGCAGGAUGGUGCACAUGCCCGGAACUGCCGAUAUCUGCACUCCCAGUAACAUCAAGUGUGUUGACAAGGCGCUUGCCCUUCUCCAGAAGAGCACUGGGGACACCUGUCCCUGUGAGACACCAUGUAACCUGACCCGCUACGGCAAGGAGCUCUCCAUGGUCAAGAUCCCCAGCAAGGGCUCCGCUCGCUACCUGUCCAGGAAGUACGACAAGUCUGAGGAGUAUAUCAGAGACAACUUUCUGGUGCUGGACAUCUUCUUCGAGGCUCUUAACUACGAAACAAUUGAACAAAAAAAAGCGUACGAUGUUGCAGGUUUACUAGGUGACAUUGGAGGCCAGAUGGGCUUGUUCAUUGGAGCCAGUAUUUUGACAAUCUUAGAAAUUUUGGAUUAUGUUUACGAGGUGAUCAAGCACAGGCUGCAGCGUCUGCUGAGGCCACAGAAGGAUGAGAAGAAACAACAGACGACCACAGUUGCAACUGUGGAUCUGCAAGAUAUGAAAGCCAGUAAGGAGUCCAGUGAUAUGACCAUGACCAGAAGUCAUCCUGAAGGAGCUUACGCCAAUACGAUUCUACCGAACCACCAUCUCCCCCACCACCAAGGACAGCCACAUGGAGUGUUUGAGGACUUUGCCUGCUAAAGCAGACGGCCAUCUUUCCAUCCUGAUGACAACAAAAGUUGUGUCCUCUCUGGGCUGGAUCGGGCAUCAAAACAGACCCUGAGACCUCAGUUCUAUACCUUUCUUGCUGUCACCAGUGAAAAAGCUACAGCCAAAGUUGAACACCAAACCUGUGCUGCAAACAGACCACUUGUAUGUAAGCACAGAUUGGACCCCACAUUACUGUCCAGCUGGAGACGCCCACCUUCAAUCUUCCUACAAUUGACAGCUGGCCACUCUGCGAUUUCUAUACUGGUUAUUUUGGUACAUGGUCACCACAUGGGAACAAGACAAGGACUGCAUGUCAUUUUGAGCCAUCUUGAUUCAUUUCUACUCAACUCCAGUAUCUUGAUUUGUGUACCCAUCUUAAUUUGUUAUUAUUAUUCUCAAUAAGUUCUCACUCAGCUCACUGUUUUUGAAUCAUUGUAAAAUGUGUCAUUAUUUGAUUUCCCCUUUAUAUUGUAUACAGAUGAGUAUAAGACAGGUGGUCAUAUUCAAUCGAACCAUUAUACAGAGAUAUCAAACAAAAUCAGAGGAAUUACAUUGAUCUUUUGGCGUGUUAACCAUACUAUCCUCGCUUUGAUGAUAGGGCCCAUACUGCGUACCAGCUAAACACUAUUUAGUAUUUAUUAGGAUCCCCAUUAGCUGCUGCCAAGGUAGCAGCUACUCUUCCUGGGGUCCAAGCAGGGUUAAAACAAUUACAUCACAACCAAACACAACAGACGAAAUCAUAAAUAAAACAACGCAUCAUACAAUAUAUUACAUUAUUGCUCUUUUACUACAAAUGUACGAUAUAAAAUCCAUAAUACCACAUUACAAAUGUGUGUGUGUGUGUGUGUGUAGAGUGAGUGUGUUAGAUUGUGUGUACGUGUUUGGGUCUCUUCACAGUCCUCGUUGUGCCAUGAGGUGUUGUUUUAUCUGAUUUUAGUGCUCGCUUGAGUUAUUUGGUGUGGAAGAGAGUUCCAUGUAUGGCUCUAUGUAGUACUGAGUUUCCCCAGAGUCUGUUCUGGACUUCGGGACUGUGAAGAGACCCCUGGUGGCAUUUCUUGUGGGGUAUGUAUGGGUGUAUUAGAUGUUUGAACAGACAGUUUGGUGCUUUCAACAUGUCAAUACCUCUCACAGAGGCAAGCAGUGAGGAGGUCAAUCUCUCCUCUACUUUGAGCCAGGAGAGAUUGACAUGUCUGGUUUAUGGGAAAGGUGUUUCAGAGAGUAGCAUUAUACAUUUACAUAGGUUCAACCUGAACACAAAGAGAAAGCACUGUUUUAAAUGGAUAAUGAUUAAUUUAAUUCAACACUAAUACUAAUUUUUGUAAUUGAUUUAUAUAUUUUAGAAAACAAUAUUUAAAAAAAAAAUAUAUAUAUAUAUAUAUAGCUGUUAUGAUUGUAGUAAUCACACUGACAUAUUUUUGUUUAUUAGCGAAACCAGUCAGAAAGAUGAUUGGAAUUGCCUUGCUCCAAGCAACAAAAUGCACAUAGAUAUGGUUGAUAUUACUGUCAUUAUUUUUAUUUUAUUUACUGACUUGGGCAUGGGUGAAGUUCUUACAACAAUUACGGUGUCCAUAUUGGGUCAUCAUUCAAAAAGGCAAUGAAUAGCAAGCAACAAGCUGUGCUGUGAAUCCCCUUGACAUGGAUGAAUCAUAAUACACAUAAUUGAGCACAUUCCACAGUCUGUAGUAGCUGAGCGCCUCUAAUUUAAAGACAGGGCCAGAAGAGUCCUUUCCCAUAAAUCCCUGUUGAAGCAAAGUUGCUUCCAAAAUAAUUGCUUUAUGUCUCCUGCACAAUCUCUUGGCUUAGAUAGUGAAGUUGUUACAGUAAAAGUUUAUCCAGGACUAAAACUGCUGUCCACUCCCGUGUAGGACAGCCUCAGUGAAAGACCUAUCACUUUGACUACUGUCUGAAAAUCGACUGUAGGUAUACGAUUUUGUAUUUUGCUGGGUUAUUCAUUUAUACCUCACAUUACAGCACACGAUCACAUAAAUAGAUAAAGAUGUUUGAAUAUAGCUAUUUGUUAUUUUUUUUUAUUUUGCUUGUGAUCUUAGAAACGGCCGCAAUGGACCUUUUUAUCUCAAUAUCAAAUCAUUUGGAUAACAAUGAAGUACCUUCCUGUGAUUGUUUUAAAUUAAAAUGGUCAAAAAUUAAGAAAAAAAAGGUUCUUAAUCAAGAAUUUAGCUAGUACUGUCUGGGAGUGGAGAGGGGAAAACUAGUGGUUAUUGGCAGAGAGGUUUGGAACUCUUUCUUAUUAGUCUAUGAAGUAGGUGAUGUCACCAGGCAGGGCAAAACCAUCCCACCAAAACAGGCUGACAUUUCAGGCAGACUUUUCAAACAGCCAUUACACUAAAAGGGCACCAUCAUCAUUUUCACAAUUUCACAGUAUUAUUCCAGCCUCCGUGUGGAAAUAUAAAACACAGGAAACUCUCAUUUUUGACCCCAACUGGGCCUUUAAUAUCGGUAACCCUGCUGAAGUGCUCUGAGCUGUGCUUUGUUUGACAAGUCCACAAUGAAAUGACCCAUUCAUCAGCGUAAAUCAAAUCUACUCUUGCCCCAUGUCAAGUAAUCACGGGGGCCAAACAUGGCUUUUAAAUAUCCAUAAUCAUGUGUCACUAUGACAUUUUCAAAAGUUCCCAAUCAUGGUCCCUGAUGGCACCCUAUACCAGGUUUCUCCUCGGUCAUCAACAACACUGAAGGACAGGUCGCACACUGAGGAGAUGCUGUACUAAGGUGAAUGUGGGGUCAAAUGAUCAAUGUAAAGCUUGACUUCGCUUGUUGCAGUCACGUAUAGGCGGUCAUGCAUGUAUAGAUACAGGAAAGCCUCAGAGCCGGUCUGUGAUUUGCUGUGUGUAUAGCAUACAUGUUUGGCUCGUCUGAGAAUGUGUCCAUAGAAUUCUGAAAUCAUUUGGUAUGUAAUAUUACAAAUAGUAGUUGCAAAUGACAUCUGUGCAUAUUACAGUGGAACUAAAUGGUGGCUGUGUAGCUGGAGUUGACCUUGCUUGAUUUCCCCAAUUGACGACAUUUUGUACAUUACCAUUACUAAAUUUGCCACUCUGCUCGUUCGUUCACUGAAUUUCGCUCUUCUCUGCUUGUUCAGGUUCGCAAUACUGUUGACAUAUUGUAUAUUCACACAAUCAAAAUCAAUUCUCUGUAAUAACAAAUUUGUGUAUUGCGAAAUUUCUCAUUUUGGUCUGAAUGUUCCACGUGACAGCAAUAGGGGUUUCAUUGAGUGAAAUGGCAUUGCGGCAUGCACCGUUACACUGUCAACAGCUCAAGAUGAAGAACGGAUCAGAGCAAUUCUAUCAAACAGUAGGACACCAAUGGAAAUUCACUAAGAUUUACAGGAGAACGCUGAAGACGUUUUGUUCAGAAGUCUGCUAUUGUAACUGUUUAUUCUGUUAGAACACAUUUUAUAAAUGUUAUGGUUAAGUACAAAUAUUAAAGUUUAGAUUGGUACAUUAAAAUGCCUCAU
Oncorhynchus masou masou (cherry salmon) is the source of this 5628-nucleotide messenger RNA. It is a transcript of the gene asic4a, whose product is annotated as acid-sensing (proton-gated) ion channel family member 4a. Gene Ontology annotation, cellular component: plasma membrane. The record is from RefSeq and is a predicted model, not a curated record. The transcript is spliced from 10 exons. Gene Ontology annotation, biological process: sodium ion transmembrane transport. Lineage: Eukaryota; Metazoa; Chordata; Actinopteri; Salmoniformes; Salmonidae. Bases 531 to 2150 code for a protein of 539 amino acids. Gene Ontology annotation, molecular function: ligand-gated sodium channel activity.